Molecule: messenger RNA, 794 nt
Organism: Colletotrichum phormii
Lineage: Eukaryota; Fungi; Ascomycota; Sordariomycetes; Glomerellales; Glomerellaceae
Exons: 1
Coding region: 51-623 (190 amino acids)
Source: RefSeq, a predicted model, not a curated record
GUCGGGCCUCAGGGUGUGAGAAGGAGGGUUAAAAAAAAAAAAAAAAAAGGAUGCCUUGGCUGCGAGUGAGGUUGAGUGUGGUGGCCGAGUUCCGCCUUUUUUUCGCUCGAAACUUGUCGGUUAUCUCCCUGGGGUGGCGUGACGAAUAUGACACUGAGCCCUGGUCUUUGUUGAACAAGCAAGCAGGUAAGCAGCAGCAGCAGAUGGGAUCAGUUGCAAUUCUGCGUGAAAAGCGGCGGCGGCGAAGAACCAACAAACGACUAGUCGAGUUGGUAAGACGGCAAGAGUUAACACCAAGUCAAGUGGAAGAUGGAAGAAGUGGUGGGUGGACCGGAAGUUGGUUUCCCUUUGAGUCGCGUCUGAUGGUAGGGAGACUGGGGGAGAAAGAGAGACUGAGUUGUAGAGUUGGGUUUGGGUUGGCGAGAAACCAGCCGGCCGAGACUGAACGGAAGCGACGGCCUGGAAUUGAUGGACGGACUUGUUCAGAUUGGGUCCCCGGUCUCCGGAUAGGGUGGGAAGGGGGAAAGGGAAAAAAGUGGAAGGGGAAUGUGGGAAGGAGGUUGAGCAAAAGAAGGCGAGCUAACGUCGUCGUCGGUUCAAGUGUAGAUAGAGUACCUCAAUGACUACCUUUGGUGAGAUAAAAGGGUAAGGUAAGGUAAGGUACCAGGCAGGGCAGAGAUGGCAAGAGCAAGAGGGAGAGGAGAGAGGUGAGCAAUCGAAAGGGAAGGAAGCUGGGCUAAUGAGAAAAAAUGGGCUAGCAAGUAAUAGCACUUGUGUGUGUGUGUGUGUGUGUG